GAGGACCUGGAAUGGUUAACCUGCGACACCUCCAGCAGCCAAUCACAGGGCCCCGCAGGAAAUGCCUGGAGAGCCUCGCCGGGGCGGGCGGGUCCCAGCCCAGCCCAGAGUCUGGCGCCAGGCAGCCCACGGGGCCCGCAGCCACCCAGGCGACCAUGGCCUCCCUGGAACUCAGAGCACCCGGGGGCCGCAGCUUGGCUGGCCUGGCCGGGCCCAAGCCGGGGCUGCUGCUGGCCUUGCUGGCUGUGCUGGCGUUGGCCGGGGCGGCGGCCCCACCUGCCCGUCUGCUGGCCCUGCUGUCCUCAGGCCGGGGCGCUCUGCAUCGCAAGGCGCUGGACAGCCUGUUAAAUACGCUAGCGGUCCGUGUGCGUUGCGCCGACGGGCCGUGUGGAAAGGUAACGGCCCCACCCGACGGGUCCCCGGCCCCGGCCCGCGCUCCACCCCGAGGGCCGGCGGCAAAGGGCUCGGGCAAACUCCAGGAGGCGGGCCGAGUGCAGUGGCCUGGCGCUCGGGCGCUGCCUGCAGGCCCGAGCCCACCCUCCCCGACUCCGCAUUCAGACCCACCUGCCCUCCCUGUUGGUGGGACGGUGGCGUGUAGGGACCCGCGGCUCCGGGACCCCAGGGCUGCCCCACCCCCACCCCAUCAGCCCCCAGGCCAGCAAAGUGGCAGUGGGUCCAGGAAGAAACCACCCUGAGGUGGCGGGACCCCUGUG
Messenger RNA from Aethalodelphis obliquidens (Pacific white-sided dolphin), 713 nucleotides. RefSeq names its product formin-like protein 18. The record is from RefSeq and is a predicted model, not a curated record. Lineage: Eukaryota; Metazoa; Chordata; Mammalia; Artiodactyla; Delphinidae. The coding region runs from base 12 to 695 and encodes 227 amino acids. The transcript has a single exon.